AUGCCUGAGGAUGAAGUAAAUGGUAAGCUGAAUUUAUUGAAGAUGAUAACACUACUUUGUGUAUUACGAGCGGUGCUAGGGAACAUAAAUGAGCAUGGAUUGCUAAUGAAGAUACCAUUUUCAUCAAUAGAAUUGAAGGAAGUUGAAAUCAUGGUUGCAUUACUUCUGGGUACUGCUGUAACAUUCAGACUCCUCUUUCUGCUAACUGACCAUAAGAGACUCUUUGCAUUGAUAGGAGUCGCACACUUUUUGACCAUCACAUGUGUAACCUGUAAAACAAUCAAUAAUCCAAAAGCAGCAGCCACAAUUUACACCCUCACAAUUUGGUAUGGGCUCAAACUCGUUUCUAUUUUUAUGAAUAGGAAUAGAAUAAGCAACUCGAAAUUCAUUCGAUUUAUGUUUCAUCCAACACUGGUGUACAAGAACAGGUUCAGGUUGAAGAAAAGAGUCAACUUCACGGCUAUUGCAUGCAAGACAGUUCAAGGAGUGCUCUCUUUGCUGGUGCUUCUGAUUUUUAUAGACCAAUAUGGAAUGCCAACACUCUACAAACUGGUGGAAGCCAGAAGACCACUUGAAUUCGCCGUAUGCUACUCUGAUCUGGUAUUCUCGACCAUAACACUGUUCUACCUGUAUUUCCAGGCACUGUUUGUAUGCUUUCUGCAGGUAUGCGGAGAGUGCUCUCGAUUUGACGAGAAAAUCUACUUCGAAUGGUGGAAUUCAACAAGUAGCAGGGAGUUUUGGUCCAAGUGGAACAUGCCUGUUCACAUUUUCAUCAAAGAGCAGAUUUACAAGCCACUUCUGAACAGGAAUCACAGUAAGGCCACAAUAUUCUGCCUAUGUUUUCUAAUCAGCGGCAUUAUGCACGAAUACGUGCUAUCCAUGACCAUGCGACGUCCUUGUGGCCUCUUCUUCGCUGUGAUGAUCCUACAACUUCCAUUUCUGAUUGUGAGUGAUUUCGUACAGAAAUAUUCUCGAAACCUGGGCAACUAUUUCUUCUGGGUGAACUUUUCGAUAAUCGGCCAGCCCGUGGUGCUGAUUCUGAUUUUCAGGUCAGUUUACAACCAGUAG
Enterospora canceri is the source of this 1068-nucleotide messenger RNA. The record is from the annotation of a GenBank genome assembly. Lineage: Eukaryota; Fungi; Microsporidia; Enterocytozoonidae.